Messenger RNA from Tripterygium wilfordii, 2123 nucleotides. RefSeq names its product allene oxide synthase 1, chloroplastic-like. Gene Ontology annotation, biological process: sterol metabolic process; jasmonic acid biosynthetic process. The record is from RefSeq and is a predicted model, not a curated record. The transcript has a single exon. NCBI's taxonomy places the organism in Eukaryota, Viridiplantae, Streptophyta, Magnoliopsida, Celastrales, Celastraceae. Gene Ontology annotation, cellular component: chloroplast thylakoid membrane; chloroplast envelope. The coding region runs from base 259 to 1824 and encodes 521 amino acids. Gene Ontology annotation, molecular function: iron ion binding; monooxygenase activity; oxidoreductase activity, acting on paired donors, with incorporation or reduction of molecular oxygen.
AAAUUAAACCGAAAAUCAAAUCAACACUCCUAAUUUUAUAACAGGAAAAAGAAGAAACUCAUAAAAAAAGAAACUCAUGCCUUCCACACCCCAUAAAUAAUAAUCAAACCUCAAAAAUUUAAGGUUUCAAUUACCAUCGCAGGACCCACCACUAACACCUCCAAUGUCCCUAUAAGUAAAGCUGCCCGUAUCACUCACCGGUCACCACCGAUAUCUACGUAAAAUACCACUUUCAGUCAGCAUUUCUAUUCGUCGCCAAUGGCUGCUGCUUCUUAUCUCUCCGCAUUCCCUACACUGCAAUUUCACAUCCGACCCAAUAAAAAAUCACCAUCUAAGCUCUCCAACCCUGGUUUCUCUAAUCCUCCCAUAUAUGCUUCAAUAUCCGAGACCAAACCGUCCACGGUUACUCCGUCAAAAUCCGGCAAACUCCCGCUCCUCCCUGUCCCGGGAAGCUAUGGUCUUCCUGUUAUCGGUCCAAUCAAUGAUAGAAUUGAUUACUUUUACAAUCAGGGUCGGGACGAGUUCUUCAAGUCCCGGGUCCAGAAGUACCAAUCCACGGUCUACAGGGUCAAUAUGCCACCUGGCCCUUUCAUAGCUUCGGACCCACACGUCGUUGUUUUGCUUGACGGCAAGAGUUUUCCCGUCCUGUUCGACGUUACGAAAGUUGAGAAGAAAGACUUGUUUACUGGCACUUAUAUGCCGUCAACGGACCUCACCGGCGGCUACCGUAUCCUCUCCUAUCUGGACCCGUCCGAGCCGAACCACGCCAAGCUCAAAAGCAUCAUAUUCUCGCUUCUGAAGUCUCGUCGGGACCACGUCAUUCCGGAGUUCCAUUCGAGCUUCACAGAGCUCUUUGAGACUCUGGAGAAGAAUCUCGAAGACAAAGGCAAAGCCGGUUACAACGACCCUAACGAUCAAGCCUCCUUUAACUUUGCUCGAGCCUUCUUCGGGGCGAACCCACCCGAUACUAAACUUGGGCUCGACGGACCCAAACUGAUUGGUAAGUGGGUUCUGUUUCAACUCAGUCCAAUAUUGACUCUUGGGCUCCCAAAAGUUGUUGAAGAACCGACGAUCCACUCGUAUCGUCUCCCUCCGUUUCUCGUCAAAUCUGACUGCAAGCGACUCUAUGAUUUCUUCUAUGCAUCGGCGGGGUCCAUUCUCUCGGAUGCUGAAAAUUUGGGGAUCUCGCGAGAAGAAGCCUGCCACAACAUUCUGUUCGCUAUAUGCUUUAAUUCAUUCGGUGGCUUGAAGAUCCUCUUCCCCAGUAUGAUGAAGUGGAUAGGCAGUGCCGGGGUCAAACUACAUACUCAAUUGGCUCAAGAGAUCCGAUCAGCCAUCAAAUCCAGCGGUGGAGAAGUCACGAUGGCGGCAAUGGAACAGAUGCCGUUGAUGAAAUCGGUGGUCUACGAAGCUCUCCGCAUAGAGCCGCCCGUGCCGACACAGUACGGUAAGGCAAAGAAAGACUUGAUAAUCGAGAGCCACGACGCUGCCUUUGAGAUCAAAGAAGGUGAGAUGUUAUUUGGUUACCAACCGUUCGCUACCAAGGACCCGAAGAUAUUCGACAGAGCCGAGGAGUUCGUGGCGGAUCGCUUUGUGGGCGACGGUGAGAAGUUGUUGAAGCAUGUACUGUGGUCCAAUGGACACGAAACUGAGAACCCAUCAGUGAGUAAUAAGCAAUGUGCAGGGAAAGAUUUCAUAGUGCUGGCUUCAAGGUUGCUUGUUGUGGAGCUGUUUCGCCGUUACGAUUCGUUCGAGAUUGAGGUCGGGAAGUCGGCGUUAGGAGUUGCCGUUACUGUAACGUCUUUGACGAGAGCGAGUUUUUGAUUGCGAGGGUACAGAAUAAUGCUCGACACCGCAGGACGUUGACUCCAUUUAUCUUCAAUCUGAAUAUUUAUAAUAAAAUGUGACAUCAAUUUAACCCUCAAUUUGUAUGUUAAGUGGAAUGUGAAUCCAUUUAAUAUUUAAUUUGGAUGUUUAGUGAGUCAUACGUGUGUGUUUAUAAUAAAAUGUGACAUCCAUUUAACCCUUAGUUUGUAUGUUAAGUGAAUCGUAUAUGUAUGUUUAUAAUCAAUAGUUAUUUCACAUGUCAAUUCAGAUAAAAUAAAUGUUUUAUUUUGGGUGAA